This is a messenger RNA of Peronospora farinosa, 504 nucleotides long. The record is from the annotation of a GenBank genome assembly. Lineage: Eukaryota; Oomycota; Peronosporomycetes; Peronosporales; Peronosporaceae.
AUGACAGACAAGACCUCGAGCACCGUGCGUGUAUGUCUGACCCGCUGUCCACUGCCACCGACCGAAGCGCGAGUGCAUUCGUUGCCAUGUCGUAUCCACUUUAAUGGAUCAGCAGCUGUCAACCGUUUUUUUCGACCGCAGAGCAGUGAUCGCAACAGCAAUAGCAUCGAUCAUGGCGGAUCGAAUGCGGAGGAACAGGACGUUCAAGUGCAAAAGGACGGCAAAGACAGUGAUAAUCGGAUGCAUGCAGAGCUCCGUGGCAUUCAAUUGCAGGGUGAAACGUUGCGCUUGGGACCCAUGAGCUUCACGGGCCUCGUCUUGGAAGACAGUGGUAUGCACCACUCGGAUGAUGACGGUCGCAUUUGGGAGGUUGCCGAUCAUUUCAAUGAGCUCACGUGGUGGGACGUGCCGAAUCAUACGACAAGUGAGAUGCAACAACUGCCCUUGGUGUUGCAGCAAUGGCACGACCUUUCGUCUGCAGUAAGUGGGCUACCAGCAAAUUAA